Molecule: messenger RNA, 1476 nt
Organism: Trematosphaeria pertusa
Lineage: Eukaryota; Fungi; Ascomycota; Dothideomycetes; Pleosporales; Trematosphaeriaceae
Exons: 4
Coding region: 1-1476 (491 amino acids)
Source: RefSeq, a predicted model, not a curated record
AUGGGACCCGCAGCGUGGUCUCUCACAUUCGACUCCAUAAAACAGCGCGUACCACUAGCCGUCAGGUCCUCGACGCGGUCUACCUCACGCUUCGUCCAGACCAAGGUGUGGCCUGUCGUCAAAAAGUUCCCAUUUACGAAAAGACAGCUGUUUGGGCUUCUGCUGCUUGUUGUCUGUGGUAUCCUGCCCUUCAUUAUACUCGGGAAGGCUACGCAAGAUGGAGGCUACGGUGCCGGCGGCCCUCUUUUCUACGACGUUUUCUCGCCCAAGAUUAUUGACUGCGGAGAUGGUUUCGGGCAGCCGCAGAAUUCGACAAUAUCCGGGAUCGAGGCGCUGUUUGUCCUGGACAACACAUUCGGACGAUUCCCUUUCUCUCAGGCCAAGACUAUCGACGUCGCAUGGGACAUAUUGGUUGGGCGUGGGGCCCAGCUCUUCGCCUGGUGGGUAUCGUAUAUUGUCUUCUCUGACGCGCUCCUGCGGCUUAUCGAACGGCACCCGGCUACCUACGAGACUUUUAUGCGUAUCGCGCUUGAGGGUCCUUGUCUAGCAUCCGCGUGGAUUUUGCUUAAGGAACUUUUCCGAAAGCGAAGCAAGCGCACCUGGGCGUUAUUCUUCUACAUGCUCUUGUCGAGCUUGUACGUCCUCGCCAUUCCCACCUUUCUCAGCGCAAUGACAGCAGGUUAUGACGCUUCGACGAUUGCUUGGGUCAACCCUGAUAAUGACGACAAUAUCGUUCCGGCUUCGUAUUUCUCGUCCGAAAUAGUGGUUUUCGGGACCCGGAACUCCACGUUCGAAACCCCUACAUGUGCUGCAGGCCAGCAGAUUAGCAAUAUUGGGUCGUACUCUAACACUCGUGAGGCAUAUUGCAUUUUCGACUACCCCGGAAACACGCAGACCUACGAAGUCACUUAUCCUGACCGCCAAACACUGAACUGUGCGUGCCGUCCCGGCAGCAAUGCAACGCUUAAAGUCACGAUUGGAAACCAGUCGUACGAUGUGGCGGACUUGAACUACACCCAAGGAUGGUGCUGGGAAGACCAGGGCUACGACUACGCCGGCCUGAUGGAUUCAGCACGCUGUCUGCCCGAUACCUCGCAUCCGACGUACCAAUGGGGCUUUUCCACCAUGCUCUCCGGCGUCUUCAUCAUCAUAAACUUCAUCUGGUGCUUGACAAUGUACAUUGUCUGGCAGGACGCACAGCUCUGCGGCAAGCUUGUGAAGAGCGGCUUUAGGAUGACGCAGCUCAGGGCUGCUUUUGUCCUGACGGAGGCGGCGAAGCAGAAGACGGGGUUUGAAGAGAGGGAACUGAUAACAGCGGAGAAGACGGAGCUCGAGAAGGAAUUAUUCGGGUCGAAGAAAUUUGUGGCGGCGGAGGUGGAUAGAUAUCUUUUCAGGGAUGAUAGGAAGGGAGGGUGGGAAGAAGGGGACGAGGGCGUGAGGAAGAGGAGAACGAGAAGCGAAGAACGAGAAGUCUAA